AUGGCAAGUUUGGUUAGAAGGGCACAAUGCUUUAUGGAGAUCACAGGCAGAAACAGUGUCUCAGGUCCUGAUCAGAAGCUAGGGUUCGACAAAUCGAAAGUUACCUGCAUCAAGUGUAAAGAACGUGGCCAUUUCAAGAGAGAAUGCCCGAACCGUGAAGUGAACAACCAUCAGAACCCGUUCACAAACGAUUAUUAUAGGCAGGCAAUCUAUCAUCGGCCUAACCAACAACCUGCUGUUCAGAGGCCGCAAAUCGAGAACAAACCGGAGAAGGCUCUUAUUGUGAAUCAAGACGAUGAAAAAGUAGCCGAAGGGUUCAGUUGGGAUAAAUAUAUCCCUGGAAGUGAUGGGCAGGCCAUGAUGGCAGAAAUUGUUGAAGUAUCGGAGAUAGUGACUGAGCCAGAAAUGAUUGCUGAAGAUGUUCCAGCAGUUGUUGAAGAUGUUUCUGUUGAGAAUGUGGUUGACAUUGAAGAAAUCGCUGCAGAAGUUUACUAUUAUCAAUCAGAACAGGAAGUAUUGGCAAGCUCUUUGAAAUCAAUAAUACCUCCUAAAAUGUUUGAAUCUUUUGCAGGUUUUUUCGAAGAACCGACGACUGGAUCGUGUCCAAGAUACGAAGAAAAGAAAGAAUCUGUAGAGGAACUGGUAGAUGUGACAAAAGAGAUGACUGGAGAGACGUUGAAAGACAUUACUGACAGAGCCCUCAUGGGAAAGCUGAAAGAGGUAGACCCAGAACUCGAGAAGUCAGAGUCUGUCAAUGGGGUGGAAGCUGCUUUGAAUCUCAAGUUGAGAUCAAUUGAGGAUGAUUUGCAUGAGAGCACUGAUGUUACAUUCUCUGCAUCCGACACCGACAACGAAUCACAGGUUAUCAAAACCGUUGUCGAGCAGGUGUUAGAUGAAGAGAGUGAUAACUCUGAGAAGUCUCAAUCUGAGAAAGCUGUUAGUGAGUCUGAAGAUGAGGAAUUUGAAUAUGAACUUGACAAAUUUCUUGCUGAGUUUCCCCCGAUUAACAACAAAGUAAAACAAAUUAUGAAAGAUGAUGUUCUUAAUGUCACAUUUAACUUUCCUAAAACAGAUGAGAAGUAUGAUGUAGUGUUUGGCAGUGUGUCUGAGGGGCUGCCCAGGUCUAUCCUUUCGAAGUGGAUCAUGGACAGUGGUGCAUCGAGACAUAUGACAGGGACGCUAGCUCUUCUUUACGACGUCAAAUCAAUAAAUGGAAGUUAUGUGGGCUUCGCCGGAAAUCAAGGCGGGAGAAUUGUUGGACAGGGAACGUUGACGAAUGGUGUCAUGUCAUUCGAGAAAGUGAACUAUAUCGUAGAGUUGAAAAACAAUUUACUUAGUAUUUCGCAAAUAUGUGAUAAAUUUAUCAGUGUACAUUUCACAAAGAACGAGUGUGUGAUUAUAAAACCGGGGUUUGAAAUCCCUGAUGAGAUGGUGUUGUUGCGUGCUCCGCGGGAGAACGACCUCAACGGAAAAAGAAUCAAUUAUGUGGCAUCAAAAGAUGGGCCAUAUACAUGUUCGAAAAAUGAAUUUUCUAGUACACAAUGA
Helianthus annuus (common sunflower) is the source of this 1545-nucleotide messenger RNA. RefSeq lists its product as uncharacterized. NCBI's taxonomy places the organism in Eukaryota, Viridiplantae, Streptophyta, Magnoliopsida, Asterales, Asteraceae. The record is from RefSeq and is a predicted model, not a curated record. Bases 1 to 1545 code for a protein of 514 amino acids. The transcript has 5 exons. Gene Ontology annotation, molecular function: nucleic acid binding; zinc ion binding.